UCCUUUUGCACAAUCAGGUCCUGUGCUCCAUGUGAGCCAGACCUGUGCCUCAGAAAAUCAAACUUGGGUUUGUCUUUUCUUAUUCUUGGAAUUCUAAACAACUGAAUCAUUCAUUGACCAGAGAGGAGAGGGGUGGCCUGGGGAUACUGAUGGUGGUUUCUCCCAAACUCGGUGGAAGGAGGCUCUGUGCUAAAGUUUGGUAGAGAAGAAUGGCGGAACAGGAUUCAAGUAGCAGACCCAGACAAGGCAUAGUUGAGUUGAUUUGAGGUAUAUUUUGCAGACAGGUGAUUUGCCAGAUUAUUCCAGUAUGCAGAGCGCCAGUACUCACUGUAGACAAGAAAAUGAAAAAGCAGGCAAGACAAGGAAGAAUCUUAGAUCUCAUGUUUCCCGCAUGGAGCACCAGAUGGAUAAUCUGAAGGCCCAACCCCAAUUGAAGCCUACGAGUGUGAGAUUGCAGGACAACAAAAUUUCUCCACUCUCAGGGAAUCCAUACUUCUAUUGCAUUCUUACGAAAUCUCACUUCAAACCCUUAUAUCAAGUGGUGCUUCCAUCCAAACUGCAACAAUAUCUGCCUUCAGCUAUGGUCCCUGUGGAACUAACCUUCAGGAAUAAGAGUUGGAAGAUGUAUUAUUAUGGAGAUCGAGGCUGCAAACGGUUCAACAUGGCCUGGAGACAUUUCGUAAUUGACAACAAGCUGAAGAUUGGAGAUGGCUGUGUCUUUGAACUGAUGGAGAGCAGUCCUAAUAUUCUCAGGUUUAAAGUUCAAGUUCUCAAUGGUGACCUCCCAUCUGAUUUCAUAAGCAAUAUAGGAGAAUCUGAAAGUUCUCCUAUUAUAAUUGAUUAAGACCCAUCAAAUUUUUGUUUUGUUGCUUAUGACUUUCCUAUUUGGCUUUAAUGGAGAACAUCAAAAGAGACAUGACUGAAACAUGUUUUUGUUUUCUGCUGUGGCCAAUAGUAGGCUACAAAAAUUUAAGACCCCAAAUAAGCUCAUAGCAGCUACAGCUCAUA
Molecule: messenger RNA, 1008 nt
Organism: Nelumbo nucifera (sacred lotus)
Lineage: Eukaryota; Viridiplantae; Streptophyta; Magnoliopsida; Proteales; Nelumbonaceae
Product: B3 domain-containing protein Os04g0386900-like
Molecular function (GO): DNA binding
Source: RefSeq, a predicted model, not a curated record